Molecule: messenger RNA, 2948 nt
Organism: Loxodonta africana (African savanna elephant)
Lineage: Eukaryota; Metazoa; Chordata; Mammalia; Proboscidea; Elephantidae
Gene: POLN
Product: DNA polymerase nu
Exons: 24
Coding region: 1-2721 (906 amino acids)
Biological process (GO): DNA-templated DNA replication; double-strand break repair via alternative nonhomologous end joining
Molecular function (GO): DNA binding; DNA-directed DNA polymerase activity
Source: RefSeq, a predicted model, not a curated record
AUGAAAAUGGAAAAUUCUGAGACAUUUGUAGGCUUUGAUCUCUAUAAGACACCGCUCUCCAGUAUUGCUCAGAAGAUUAUGUCUGCUAUGCACUCAAUUGAUUUAGUGGAUUCUGAGAAUUUGAGAGAGAGUGAAAAGACUGCAGAAGUGACGUGCAAAUCCAGUGUUAAGUCUUCAGUGCUACUUGAAGAUGGAAAGAGUCAGUCACUGGAAAAAAAGACCCUUAUUUCUUUAACAAGCCAGACAUCAAGAACUUCCAUCAAGUUCCCUCCUCAGUUGGCCAGUGUCAGCCUCACAAAUCAGCUGUCUCCUGAGCAAAAGCAGAAGAGCGUCAGCUCAUUGGCUCUUUCCAAUUGUUCAGUUCCAUGGUGUCAUCAAGAGGCUUCAGUUCUACAGAAAAUGGAGCAUAAAAGAAAGCAUUCCCUAAAAGAAAAUUUCAAUGAAAAUGAAAAUAAGGAAAGCAUGAGUCUUAAAAGAAAACAUAUUACAUCUAAUAAUUUAUCAGAAACAACAAGUAAACAUAGGACAUUGGAGGAAGAUGAGGAGGAGGCUGAAGGCUGCCUAAAUUCUGGAAACUCAAGUGCAUUUGAAAACCAUUUGUGUGAUAUUAGGUAUUUGGAGGAUUUGGAGAAAAACCAGCUGAUUGAAAUGCUCAAACAGGCAGCAGCCCUGGUGGUAACUGUGAUGUAUAAGGAUGGUUCAACCCAGCUAAGAACUGACCAGGCUACAGUUUCUUCUGUUAAAGGAAUUGUAAUAUUACUAAAGAGCCAAGUGGAAGAAGGCAGUGGUCCUCUGGAUGCCUCAGCCUCUGAUGGCAUUCUUGAGGAAUUCAUUUCUGAUGAUAGGUAUAUUUACAUAAAAAUAGAGCAGUCUUCUAUUUGGGGACAGGAACAGGAUAUACAUACUCAAUUUGCCAGGAAAGUGCUGCUUCAAACACUGAAAUGUAAAUGUCCUGUUAUUUGUUUUAAUGCGAAGGAUUUUGUGAGAGCCGUGCUCCAGUUUCUCGGUGAUGAUGGCAGCUGGAAGCAGGUUGCUGGUUUUGUAGGGUUAGAUCCCAGAAUUGCUGCAUGGCUUAUAGAUCCUGGUGACACUGUGCCUUCUUUUGAAGAUUUGGUGGCAAAAUACUUGGAAAAAUCCAUCACAGUUAAAGUAAACAGCACAUAUGGAAACUCGCCAAGAAAUAUUGUGAAUCAGAAUGUGUGUGUGAACCUGAGGAUACUCUACAGCCUUAUGAUGGACCUUUGUUCUAAACUGAAGGUUUAUGGUUUAUGGCAACUAUUUUGUACUUUGGAGCUUCCUCUGAUACCAAUUUUGGCAGUGAUGGAAAGCCAUAAGAUUCAAGUAAACAAGGAAGAAAUGGAGAGGACUUCAGCUCUGCUUGGGUCUCGUCUCAAGGAAUUGGAACAAGAAGCUCAUUUUGUCGCAGGAGAACAGUUUCUUAUAACAAGUAAUCAUCAGCUCCGAGAGAUCCUGUUUGGCAAAUUCAAGCUGCACCUGCUGUGUCAGAAGAAGACGCUUGCCAAAACUGCACUGCAGAAAUCCCCGUCCACCUCUGAGGCCGUGUUGAACGUUCUGCAAGACCUGCAUCCAUUACCCAAGAUCAUUUUGGAAUAUAGGCAGGUUCACAAGAUCAAGUCAACCUUUGUAGAUGGAUUGCUAGCUUGCUUGAAAAAGGGCUUCAUUUCCUCUACAUGGAACCAAACUGGAACUGUGACCGGAAGACUUUCAGCCAAGCACCCUAAUAUCCAAGGUAUCUCCAAGCAUCCAAUUCAAAUUACUAAACCUCAAAAUUUUAAAGGGAAAGAAGACGAAGUCCUCACCAUUUCCCCCAGGACCAUGUUUGUUUCAGCCAAGGGCCACACCUUCCUGGCAGCAGACUUUUCACAGAUUGAGUUGCGCAUUCUUGCACACUUAUCUGGAGAUCCAGAACUUUUGAAGUUGUUCCAGGAACCUGAGAGAGAUGAUGUAUUUUCAACCCUGACUUCACAGUGGAAGGACAUUCCCAUGGAGCACGUGAAACACGCAGACAGAGAGCAGACCAAGAAGGUGGUGUACUCGGUGAUCUAUGGAGCAGGGAAGAAGCGACUUGCUGCUUGCCUUGGAGUUACUGUUCAGGAAGCUGCUCAGUUUUUGGAGAGUUUUUUGCAAAAAUACACGAAAAUCAAGGACUUUGCCCAAGCAACUAUUGCCCAGUGUCACCAGACAGGGUAUGUGGCGUCCAUCAUGGGCAGAAGGAGACCCUUGCCAAGGAUCCAUGCACGGAACCAGAAGCUUCGGGCACAAGCAGAGCGCCAGGCAGUGAACUUUGUGGUUCAAGGCUCAGCCGCCGACCUCUGCAAGCUGGCCAUGAUCCACAUCUUCGCUGCGGUGGCCUGUUCUCCCACCCUGACGGCCAGGUUGGUUGCCCAAAUUCACGACGAGCUGCUGUUUGAGGUGGAAGACCCACAGGUCCCCGAGUUUGCAGCUCUUGUGAGGGCCACCAUGGAGUCCUUGCAGCACGUCCAGGCUCUGGAGCUGCGGCUGCAGGUGCCUCUGAGGGUAAGCUUGAGCGCCGGCCAUGAGUGGGGCUGCCUGGCCCCCCUGCAGGAGGCCCUGGGCCCAGCUCCACGGCUCCCCCUACACCACAGCGAGUCUCCAAGCAACAGCCUGGACGCUGCUGCCAGGUCCCUGGGCAGCACCUACCACGGGAACACGCAUUUUUCACCUUCAUUUCGCCCGUAGCCCCAGGCAACAGAGGGACUGAAGAACUGGUUUCCACCAGCCCGUUCAGCAGCCUUUCCCAAGGUCAUGGGAACUGCUUCCUGCGGCUCCCAGACUGGAGCCCCUGGCAUGGCCACAUUAACCCCCCAAGCGGGGUGGCUGGUCACCCCAGUAAAGCUCUUACAAAGGCUGUCCCGCCCUUGCCUGAGUGGAUUCUUUAUAUAAUGCUUGGCCACUGGACCAGCACA